UAGCCUUCCUCGACCCCCCAAAUGGAACCUCUGGUACUUCCGCCCAACGUCUUCUCCGCCCUAGCCCUUUCUCUCCUCCUUCUCUUCCUCACUCCGGCCGCCGCCUGGCGUCCAUGGCCUCGCCUCGCCGAGUCCAACGCCUCCAUUGACCCGCUCGUCGGCGACUCCAAAAAGUUCGAGGGAUCUUCUGAGUUCGUCCACUUGAAGUACCACAUGGGACCUGUUCUCACCACUAAUAUAUCGGUCCACAUUAUCUGGUACGGCUCGUGGCAGCGGAAUCAGAAGAAGAUCAUCCGUGAGUUCAUCAACUCCAUCUCCGCCGGCGCUUCCAAAUCCCCGUCCGUCUCCGGCUGGUGGAAAACCGUUCAGCUCUACACGGACCAGACCGGUAACAAUAUUUCCAGCACGGUCCAGCUCGGCGAAGAGAAGAACGACCGGUUUUACUCGCACGGAAAAUCGCUGACUCGGUUGUCGAUUCAGUCGGUGAUUAAAAGCGCGGUGACGGCGAAAUCCCGACCGUUGCCGGUUAAUGCUCGGAAUGGACUGUACCUUUUACUGACCGCCGAUGAUGUUUAUGUAGAGAAUUUCUGUGGGCAGGUGUGUGGGUUUCAUUACUUCACGUUCCCUUCGAUUGUAGGGUAUACGCUGCCGUACGCUUGGGUUGGGAACUCGGAGAAGCUUUGUCCGGGCAUUUGUGCUUAUCCGUUCGCGGUGCCGAGUUACAUGCCAGGGGUGAAGGCCAUGAAAUCGCCAAACGCCGAUGUUGGAGUGGACGGAAUGAUCAGUGUGAUAGCUCAUGAAGUGGCGGAGUUGGCGUCGAACCCGCUGGUGAACGCGUGGUACGCUGGGGCGGACCCGAUUGCGCCGGUGGAGAUUGCCGAUCUCUGUGAAGGGAUUUACGGAACCGGAGGAGGUGGGUCGUACACGGGGCAGUUGAUGGACGGACACGAUGGGGCCACGUACAACAUGAAUGGGAUCAGACGUAGGUAUUUAGUCCAGUGGGUUUGGAAUCAUGUGGUAAAUUACUGUACUGGCCCUAAUGCACUGGACCAGUAGUAGAGGAAUAUUUCUCUUGUUAUUCCUUAUUUUUCUUUUUUCAAUUUGAAAAUUUCUGUGCUUUUAAUUUGGGAGGAGGGAGCUAUAUUAUUGGAGUGGGCUUUUGGGCCUUGUGAGGACUGGCGGUUAAUUAGUAUCUUACUUCUUAAAGGCUUGGUUAAUCACACGUGUUAAUAAAAAGAUUUCCCUAUACUAAUUUUCUA
This is a messenger RNA of Cucurbita maxima (winter squash), 1259 nucleotides long. RefSeq names its product protein EXORDIUM-like 3. The record is from RefSeq and is a predicted model, not a curated record. Lineage: Eukaryota; Viridiplantae; Streptophyta; Magnoliopsida; Cucurbitales; Cucurbitaceae. The coding region runs from base 22 to 1056 and encodes 344 amino acids. The transcript has a single exon.